AUGAGCCUACAUCAGCCACCAGAGUUCCUGCCAACGCCCGGGAAGCCCGCCAUUCCUUGGACGCAAUGGCACCGCCCUUUCAAGAAUUAUCUCCUGGCAUCGGGGAGCGACGCCCACCCACCUGCGCAUCGUAAAGCUUUGCUACUGUACUGUUUGGGCACUGAAGGCCAACGCUUGUACUAUGCAUUGUCGGAGAAGAAACCGUCGACACCGCAUGCAGAGGAAAAGGAUAAAGGUGGCACGAGCGAUGAGUACGAUGCAGCAGUGGCUAUGUUGGACGCUUACUUGACUUCUAAAACAGACGUCGUCAUGGAGUGGCAUAGGUUCGGACAGCGCAUCAAACUACCUGGGAAGACCACAGCAGCGUUCGUCACGGCGUUGUACAAGCUGGCAUUGAGUUGCGACUUUGGUGAGCAAGUUGACGAUUUCAUUCGUGACCAAUUUAUAGCGAAGACGAGAAACCAUGUUCUUCGGGAACGCCUACUUCUAGAAGGCACUUCGCUCACUCUUGAAUGUGCACUGGCUAUUGCGAACAAUUAUGAAGAAGCUACAAAAUACUCGCUUGAGCUGCAGUCAUCUACUGCGAGCAUUCAAAAGUGGAAAAACGUCAGAUUCCCUGCCGUACAGAAUUGCGAUUACCGCUACCGCAGCAGCACAAGUCUUGCUUUCAUUGCGGGUCUUCGCAGCAUCUUGCAGAUUACAAGAAAUGCAAGGUGCAGAAUAAGAUUUGCAGCAAAUGAGGACAUUUUCAACGUGUCUGUAAGAACGGCACGCCAAACGAGCAGGCCCUCGCAGGCCAAGAAGUCGACACCUGCAGUACAUCCGCAGACCUCAACGUCUUGCUUCUCGCACGGCCAAGCAAAGUAG
Dermacentor albipictus is the source of this 867-nucleotide messenger RNA. The record is from RefSeq and is a predicted model, not a curated record. Lineage: Eukaryota; Metazoa; Arthropoda; Arachnida; Ixodida; Ixodidae.